Molecule: messenger RNA, 1493 nt
Organism: Aedes albopictus (Asian tiger mosquito)
Lineage: Eukaryota; Metazoa; Arthropoda; Insecta; Diptera; Culicidae
Exons: 6
Coding region: 344-1345 (333 amino acids)
Biological process (GO): GPI anchor biosynthetic process
Cellular component (GO): endoplasmic reticulum
Molecular function (GO): hydrolase activity
Source: RefSeq, a predicted model, not a curated record
AGGUGGAGACAGAUUAGAGCAAAUCGAAUCGUCCGUUAUCAACUGAUAAAUAAAAAAAAUAGCUCUUUGCACAUUUAUUGGAGACGUUAUCUCCAAUGGGACGCAUUUUAGUUUGGGCCAUUAUAGACCACUCCAUUAGUAGUCGAAUCUUCGGCCAGUGAACACUAUACAGGCUAGUUGGAUAGUACAUACCUGGAAGUCAAUAUAUUAAAAUUGCAAUGUUCGACAAGUGUCGGACACGGAGUUUGGGAAAGCUUCAUCUGUUUUGGAAAAUCUACCUGUCUACGUUGUGUCUGCUGAUUAUCUACAAUGAAUAUCUCAUCCACAUAUUUCACAGUCUGCAAUGGUCCCAGAUUCCUUGUCAGACAGGUACUUGAACGAUAAAUGUCUCAAAAUUUUACUUGUGGCGGAUCCCCAAAUAUUGGGCAACACUUUCGAUACCAAGCUUUAUUGGCCCCUGGCAAAUCUCGACUCUGACUGGCAUCUCUCAAAAACAUAUCGCAAGGCCUUGCAGCACACCACACCGGAUGUAAUCCUUUUCUUAGGCGACCUUAUGGACGAGGGAAGCGUGGCCAGUGCCGUUCAGUACGACGAAUACUACGCUAGAUUUGCAAACAUUUUCCCACAACCAAAGGCGAGCACAUCGAUGAUCUACAUUGCAGGUGAUAACGACAUCGGUGGCGAGGGUCGGGACUUGAUCUCCGAGGAAACAGUUCAACGUUUCCGGCAGUAUUUCAGCGAACAACCCACGUGGGUGCUGGAGCACAAGGCGAAAUUCUUCAAUAUUAAUCGGUUUACACGAUCCAUGCCGCCAGCGGAAGAUUUCAAUAGCGAUCCGGAUUCGUAUUCGAUUUUUCUAAGUCACGCGAGCUUAUUGAAAAAUGCAGAUUUGUUCGCGGAGAAGGCAAUUGACGCAUUUCAUCCGCACGUCAUAUUCUCAGCGCACGAUCACGUGUCCAAAAUGGUCGUCACCCAUAGGAACGACCUGUUCCGGGCCGUUGAUCCAAUUUCGCUCAACACCGAUCGCAACAAGCGGCAUGAAAUCUCGUCCUUUAAUCUCGUAGAUCUCCGUUACCAGCAAAAGCUGCUGGAGAUCAUGGUACCGACCUGUUCGUACCGGAUGGGCGUCAUGAAGAUCGGCUACGGCUAUGCGGUGUUGGAUGGUGACGAGCUGAGGUAUACGGUCCUUUGGACAUCGCAACGGUUCUACCAGCUGGCGGUUUACUCGUUGAUGAUCAUCCCGUUGAAGCUGCUUUGUGGACAAAUUUGGUGCGCGAUUUUCAAAAGAUAUUGGUGUUGCUGCAAGUCCCGGAAUCGGAACUAUCUUCCGUUGCACGUUAGUUAACCUAGUUGGGCUGCAGCUCUUUCAACCAGUAACGACUAUCUCACAUCGCAAAAUCUUCAAUGGUAUAUUUUUCUACUUUUUAAAUGUAUAACAUUAUAUCAUAAGCAAAAAAGUUCAGAAAUCCCAAUAAAACAUGUUGUCCAUUCAA